Messenger RNA from Colletotrichum navitas, 1313 nucleotides. RefSeq lists its product as uncharacterized. The record is from RefSeq and is a predicted model, not a curated record. NCBI's taxonomy places the organism in Eukaryota, Fungi, Ascomycota, Sordariomycetes, Glomerellales, Glomerellaceae. The coding region runs from base 1 to 972 and encodes 323 amino acids. The transcript has 3 exons.
AUGAAGCUCCUCCUCUCCAUUCUCAGUCUGUAUGUGGCCUUCAGCACGGCUGACUACCUGGCCGCCCGAUCGCUGGACAAUGGCAACAACAUCGAGCUCGGAGAUCUCCAGAGCCUUGACGAGCUGUACGCCGUUCUCGGCCCCGGGUACAUGGAGAACUCUGUCUACGAAGACGUGACCGAGUAUGAAACCCUGGCUACGAUCGUCGAGGACCUGGGCGUUCCAACGACACCGGUGGCGGGCAGGGGUCUCGCCACCCGUCAAAACGAAGACGUGUGCUCCGAUCUGACGGGCAUCACGCGCAUGGUUUGCGACAAUGUGCCCUCCCGCUGGUGGUUCUGGGGAGCCGGGGGUGUUUUGCUCAUUUGGUACUCCCCCGAGGGUAUAAGGUCGUGGCUGGUGUCCAUCUCCGAAGCGAUCAAAGCAGGAAGAGACCUCCGUAACACCUGGCGAGACGGUACUGAACUCAAACGCGCCGAGGACGCUGUCGACUACCACUUUUCUCUUCCCUACAUCCUCAACGAGAAUGCCGAGCCCGAUGCGACCCCCCAAUUAAAGGCGGCCUCUCUCGGUGAAGGCGAGGAAACCGAGAGUCUUCACGACUAUGUAUUCAGCGAACGUGAAAACACCAUCUAUUACAAGGCAACCAGAACCUUCUUCACAGCACCCAACAUCGACACGACGCUGGAAUCAUCCCUAGAUUUUUCCAACUUGACGACCGAAGAAGCUGUCGAGAAGCGUCAGACAGACUCCUGCACGAUCAACCUUCAUAUCGUGCGGCGCACGACCGCGACGACAACCGCGAACCCCGGGUGCCUUGCAAAUAUGCUCAAGUUCCACAUCGACAGGAGCAGCGAGACCAACCGCUUCGCCUGCCGGCCUAUCGACAACAAGGGUUCGUGGCACGCCACCUUUUGGCUUAUGAUCAACAAGGGCUACAGGAACACCGGAACCUACGGCUGGUGCUGUUGAGCGCCUAAUACCGGCGACCCUCAUCCCUGUGUGGAACAUCUGAUUCGUCAUGAUAAUCAGAGGACGAGUGCAGAGCAGGGCCCCUUAAAUUCCAUGUUAAUGAGGGUCCGCUCGCUAUCAGUUGCGCGGCGUGCCACUUAUUGUUCUGACACAUUCUCUAUUACGCCCCUCGGCAUUCUCUAGGUAAAUCUAGCCAAACUAAUGAGGCAAUGUAUUUACCUCGUGACUACUGCAGAGGCUGAGCUGGAACCAUACGGCUCGCAAUAUCCUUGACAACAUAUAUCUGCCCGUAUAGAUCAACAGUAUCCAUGAAUGUACGCAAGACAGCCAUCCUUCGCUCC